GCGGCUCUCGGGACUCGGGAGCCUCGCUGCCACCUUCGACUUUCCUUUCUUCUCGGCCUUUUCUCCGCUGUCCAGUCGAGGCCGGGCAGCGGGCACCAGCGGACCUAACAGCAGACCCACGAGCGGUGCCAGAGGAGCAGCCUCUGCUCCUCGUCCUCGAGCCCUGUCAGCGGAACUGCUCGCUGCCGCCAUCAUGUCUGCUACAAAUUCUGAGACUCCAAAGUCAACCAUCUCCAGAGAGGCCAGCACCCAGUCCUCAUCAUCUACGACCAGCCAAGGCUAUGUUUUACCUGAAGGCAAAAUCAUGCCAAACACCGUUUUUGUUGGUGGAAUUGAUGUUAGGAUGGAUGAAGCCGAAAUUAGAAGUUUCUUUGCUAGAUAUGGUUCAGUGAAAGAAGUGAAGAUAAUCACGGAUCGAACUGGUGUAUCCAAAGGCUAUGGAUUUGUUUCAUUUUAUAAUGAUGUGGAUGUGCAGAAGAUAGUAGAAUCACAGAUAAAUUUCCAUGGUAAAAAGCUGAAACUGGGCCCUGCAAUCAGGAAGCAAAAUUUAUGUGCUUAUCAUGUGCAGCCACGUCCUUUGGUUUUUAAUCCUCCUCCUCCACCACAGUUUCAGAGUGUCUGGAGUAAUCCAAAUGCUGAAACUUAUGUGCAGCCUUCAACCAUGAUGAAUCCUAUAACUCAGUAUGUUCAGGCAUAUCCUCCUUAUCCAAGUUCACCAGUUCAGGUCAUCACCGGAUAUCAGCUGCCUGUUUAUAAUUAUCAGAUGCCACCACAAUGGUCUACUGGGGAACAAAGGAGUUAUGUUAUACCUCCGGUUUAUACAGCUGUUAACUACCACUGUAAUGAAGUUGAUUCAGGAGCUGAAGUUUUGACAAGUGAAUGCUCAGUUCAUGAAGCUACUACUCCAUCCUCUGGGAAUGGCCCACAAAAGAAAUCUGUGGAUCGAAGCAUACAGACGGUGGUAUCUUGUCUGUUUAAUCCAGAGAACAGACUGAGAAACUCUGUUGUUACUCAAGAUGACUACUUCAAGGAUAAAAGAGUGCAUCAUUUUAGAAGAAGUCGGGCAGUGCUUAAAUCUGUUUGAUCCUCUCUUCUAACUUUCUAGUCUCAUUGGAAGUUGCUGGUUUUGAAUACUAAGAAGAGACUGAAAGUUUUUCACUAUUAUAGAAAUUUAAUUCUGAGUAUUGAUAAAUCACAUUAA
Messenger RNA from Eptesicus fuscus (big brown bat), 1201 nucleotides. RefSeq names its product deleted in azoospermia like (gene DAZL). Lineage: Eukaryota; Metazoa; Chordata; Mammalia; Chiroptera; Vespertilionidae. The transcript is spliced from 11 exons. The record is from RefSeq and is a predicted model, not a curated record. Gene Ontology annotation, molecular function: protein binding; mRNA 3'-UTR binding. Bases 194 to 1084 code for a protein of 296 amino acids.